Molecule: messenger RNA, 2346 nt
Organism: Rhodotorula graminis WP1
Lineage: Eukaryota; Fungi; Basidiomycota; Microbotryomycetes; Sporidiobolales; Sporidiobolaceae
Exons: 12
Coding region: 1-2346 (781 amino acids)
Molecular function (GO): protein binding
Source: RefSeq, a predicted model, not a curated record
AUGGACCUGCUCGACUCGGCGCGCGACGUGCUCGCCCUCUCCUCCGCCUCGACCUCCAAGAGCUCGUCCACUAUCGCCUCGACGAGCACAAGAACCGGCGACCUCGUUCGCCGAUGGUGCGAGGCGCUCAAGGACGAUUCUCUCGCUCUCGACGACAAGGAGGUCGUCGUGCGAGCGCUGCGGGCCACUAAGUCGAGCGAGGACCACGCCCGCAUCCUCGACUCGACCGCCCCUUUCCUCCUCGACCCGCUCCCGUCGCUCCGCCUUCAAGCCGCUCUCUGCGUUCUCCAGCACGUCAGCACCUCGCCGACAACUCUUGUACACGCCCACCUGUCGGCCCUCGUCUCGGCAAUCAGCCGCGCCCUCGGGCCGCUCCCGUACCAGCUCCCAUCCGCCUCGUCAACCCUGCACCGCUUCGCCUCGACCUGCCUGCGCAUCCUCAACGCCGUCGUCCUCAAGAUCCACCCUCUCCCGCCCGACACCUCCGCUGCACUCCCGGCGCUCCUGGCCACCUGGAUCUACCACGGCGCCGGCCCAGUCGGCGCCGUCACGCCCGCCGUCGACCGAGGUCGCACGCCUGCGAGCACGCCCCUGUCGUUCGGCGUCAUGAGCGCGUUUGCUCAGUCGGCACCUGCGGUGUCGACGAGGAGGAGGCAGGGCUCGACGGCGUCGGCGACGAGCUCGCGAGCGUCGUCGGCGAGGCGGAAUGGGCCAGGGUCCGACUCGGAGGAGGACGGCAGCAGGAAAUACGACCGCCGGCGUGACUCGGCCCAGAUUCGGCACGACGCCCUGACCUGCCUGCGCUCCCUCGCCCUCGCAUGCGCCGCGCUCGACGCCCUCCUCGAGGACUCGGCCCCGUACCUCGCCCUCGCAGAAGAUCGCUCGACCUCCUCGUCCUUCACCUCGUUGUCGGCCAAGCUCGGUGAGACGGUCUCGGAGCUGCACCUCGCCCUGUCGUCGCUCCUGCGCAACCCGACGACGAGCACGACCGACCGCGAGGACCUGCACCUCGCGCUCCUCGGCCUCGCCGCAAAGGUCGCGCGCAACUCGCCGUACGGGCGCAUCAAGCGGGCGCUCGCUCGUCAGCUCGCGACGGCCGUGCUCCCGGACCUCGCUUCUUCUUCUCACGCCUUGACGGCGAUCGCCGAGCGCUACACCGCCACGUCGAGCACGCAGACGUUCGACUGGCAGGAGCUCGGCGCCGCCACGGCGCCUCUACUCGACGAGGCUGGCCCCGAGGAGGUCCAGGUCGCCGGGUGGACGCUCCUCGCGGCGCUCGUGCCCGUGAACGGCCCGCAUAACUGGUCCGCCGAGCUCGCGCGCCUUCUCAACCCGCCGCUCGCUUCCCCCUCCCUCGCCCUCGCCCUCGCCCACACCGCCUUCCUCGUCGCCCUCGCCGACACCUCUCACGAUCCACGAACACUACCGCCCUCCUUCCCCGCCAUCCUGUCCGCCGCUCUCGACUCGCCGUACGCGCCCGUGCGCGCUCGAGCCUGCAGCGCCCUCCCGGGUCGAGCGCUCGCGCCGCCCACGUCGAGCCUCGACGCCUGGCGCCUGGCGCUCACGCUCGUUGAACGCGACCCGUCGCCGCUCGUGCGCGACGCGGCGUGUCGCGCGCUCGGGCUGCUCGCCAAGGCGGAGCCGGCGGCUCGAGGGCGCAGGUCGGCGGGCGAGGUGCGAGAGGCGGUGAGGGUCCUCGUGGCGGCUCUGGGCGACGUUGAGGUGGGGAGCGAGGAGGGCGGGCACGAGAGGGCGGCUGGAUUGGAGGCGGGUGGGGCGCUGUGGACGUUGGCGAACUGCUGCGACCUCCUCGUUGACGGCGACAUCUCGGACGACGAGCUCGCCCAGAUCCUGUCGACCGCGCUCGGCAGCCUCGCGAGCGACGAAAGCGACGAGCAGGUGCGCACGAGCGCUUUCCGCAUCGUCGCCGCCAUCGGACGUCGCAUACGCGCCCGUGACGAGCUCGUCGAGGACCGCGUCUUCGAGGCCGUGCAGGUCGGCUUGGACCAUCCCGCAGCCAAGGUCCGCUGGAACGCCGCCCUCGCCGCUGCAUCCCUUCUCGCCUCUUCCCCUUCCUCCUCCUCGCCUCGCGCCCGCAUCCUCCUCUCGACGCUCCUCGCCGCCAUCCUCGCCGAUUCGAGCUACAAGGUGCGCAUCCAGGCGUGCGGCGCGCUCCUGUCGGCGCAGCGGGCGGGCACGGCGCUCCCGGCGGGCGAGGCGGAUCGUGUCGCCGAGGCGGGUCGGCAGGUCCGGCUUGCGCUCGAAGAGCGGCGGGUGUCGCAGCGGGAGAAGGGUCACGCCGAGCGUCUUCUUGCCCUUCUCGACGACCUCUCGAGCCGUCUAUAG